Molecule: messenger RNA, 1989 nt
Organism: Alternaria rosae
Lineage: Eukaryota; Fungi; Ascomycota; Dothideomycetes; Pleosporales; Pleosporaceae
Exons: 4
Coding region: 152-1792 (546 amino acids)
Source: RefSeq, a predicted model, not a curated record
GGGAAUUUCACAGCAUAGUUCGAGAGCGUUGGACUAUGUCGCAACUCCAGAGUCUUUCGCCAUCUAUCCUUGGUGAAAUAGUUAUCGGCGCCGCCGACCCAAACUCCAGGGUUUGCCCGUCUCACCACCUCCGUCGAUUACUUUUCACAAUAUGCAUCUUUUUGCGUUUUUCUCGGUCUUUUGUUUCGUCUUCACGUUUCGUCAUGUCAGCGCCUCGGGUCUCGAUUUGGAUGCAAGGGCAUUAGGCAUUGCCGACAUUCCCGCUUGUGGACUUGUCUGCAUGAUUGCUAUUGUUCCCAAAAGUGGCUGCACCUUAGACGACACUGCAUGUAUCUGCGACAACGCUCAGCUUGGGGCAGACAUUCCAGCAUGUAUGCUCGCGAAUUGUACGAUGCAAGACAGUCUGGAUACUGCCAGGGUACAAGCCGAUCUUUGCAAUCUCUCCGAUGAAUCGCAACGGCUGGACAUGUUUAUGUGGACUGGUGUCAUAUACUCCAUGGCCGUCGUCUUUGUUGUUCUUCGAAUCAUCGGCAAAUUGGUAAACAAGCGGCUAGCGAUGGACGACUACAUAACGGUCUUUGCUUUGGUAUUGUGCGCAGUACCUGCAGGAUGCACUUUGGCUAUGACGGAACGUGGCUUCGGUGAGCACCUGUGGAAUCUCGAAGACGGAGCCCUUUCGCCCAUCCUUCGCUAUUUCUAUAUCUCUUGGUCGACCUAUAUCGCUGUUCUUGGUCUCAUCAAGCUCUCUCUCAUUGCUUUCUACCUUGAGAUCUUCCAAACGCGAAGCUUUCGGAUCACUGCUUAUAUCUUUGGAGCUGGCAUCAUCAUUAACUCGACCGUCAUCGUCUUCUUGACAAUCUUCAUAUGCACUCCAGUCGAGUCGUUCUGGAACCGAGACAUCAAAGGGAAGUGCCUCGACAUUCAGGCAGUACCUCUCGCAAACUCGAUAAGCGCCAUCGUACAAGACGUGCUGCUUUUGAUCCUGCCUUUGUUCUUCAUCCGCAACUUACAAAUGAGACGCCAUCGAAAAGUUGCUGUAUUCUUCAUGUUCGCUAUCGGCACGUUUGGAUGCAUAGCGACCAUCAUCCGCCUCUUCGUGUUGCUCACGUUCAAGAUCUCGGUGGAUCCUACCUGGGACUACGUGAAGGUCACUGUCUGGACAGAGUUGGAACUUGCGGCAGGCUUCGCUUGCGUAUCGCUACCAUCAAUCCGGAUACUAGUCGUCAAGAUGCUGCCCAAGAACAUCAUCGAGUUCUUUUCCCAAGUCACCCACUCCUCAAAACAGAAGAAUUCGGACCCGAAGAACGCACACGCACAUGCGGCUCCAGUAGAAGACUCUGGGAAGAAGGAGUGGCGCAAGCCUCAAGGCUGGGAUUGGGUCUCACUGGGUGCCGAAGAGAGUGAAUCUCCACUGGCAACCAGAAAGAGUAUGGUGAGCGGACGCUGGCCGUGGGUCGCGACAUCACCUCUCACCUCACGCUUCUCUUCGCAUCCGCGCAACGGUUCUCGCCUCCUUAGCUCAGCGAUGAGCGAUCAUGACGAAACUGAUACUCGGAUUCGGGCUUGGUCAGCACGAGAGGCGGAAGCUCAGAAGAAUGCUAUGGAACUCCGCGAGGUUCCACGAGAUGAGAUUGAAGUUGAGGGUGUACGCGUGAACAUUGCCAACGAAGUCACGGCGUUGCCAAAGAUUGGGUGUCUACCCGAGCGAUCAUACUCACAUGAGCAUGAACGUACAAGAGGGUCCAAGUGGUUAUUCAAGAAGCAGAAGCGGAGUCGAAACGAGCCUGUAUAAUCAAGACGCUAAAUAUUCUUUAUAUGUUCAAACCAUCCUGUUGCAGCCACAACACAGUUCCACUUCCCAACCCCCAUCUUCCAUCGCCAUUGUAACUCGUACAUUUAGCAAGAGCCGCUGAUUCGUCCCUCUACGCCAUCAUAACCGUAGUAUUGAUGGCAUCAGCCUGCCUCUGUUUAUCUGACCGGAUCCAUGCG